Lactuca saligna is the source of this 1753-nucleotide messenger RNA. The record is from the annotation of a GenBank genome assembly. NCBI's taxonomy places the organism in Eukaryota, Viridiplantae, Streptophyta, Magnoliopsida, Asterales, Asteraceae.
AUGCUGAAUAUGAAGAACAAACUUUCCGAUUCUGAUCAUAACAACAACAACAACAACAACAAUGGUGGUGGUGAAGCUCUGAAGCAGAAAGAGAGGCAUAUAGUUUCUUGGUCACAAGAGGAGGAUGAAAUAUUAAGAGAGCAAAUCAGUAUCCAUGGAACUGACAAUUGGACAAUUAUUGCAUCAAAGUUCAAGGAUAAAACAACCCGACAAUGCAGAAGAAGAUGGUUCACUUAUCUGAAUUCUGAUUUCAAGAAAGGAGGAUGGUCACCAGAGGAAGACAUGCUCUUAUGCGAGGCUCAGAGGAUAUUUGGAAACAGAUGGACUGAAAUAGCGAAAGUGGUUUCAGGAAGGACUGAUAAUGCUGUGAAGAAUCGGUUUUCCACUUUGUGUAAGAAGAGAGCAAAACAUGAAGCAUUAGCAAAAGAAAACAAUGUUUCUUACAUCAAUACAAACAAUAAAAGAAUCAUCUUCCAUGAUUUACAAAAGAUUGAAACUUCAAUGCCUCCUUUGAAGAUUCGGAGGAAAGAAGUUGGAGGUAUGAUGGAAGAUUGUAAUCUUGAAGAAGGGUAUAAUGGUAAUUGUACAAGUACGGGUCAUCAUCAACUAAGACCUCCAUUUGCAGUUCUUGCUCAUAACAUUGAUCUCUCAACAACUCAACUUCAUGGCAUCAAUAAGGAGGUCUCAAAAGAUGCAGGUAGUUGUAACAUGGGUGAAGGAACAUUUCUCAAGAAAGAUGAUCCAAAGAUUAUUGCUUUAAUGCAACAAGCAGAGCUUCUUAGCUCUCUUGCACUUAAAGUUCAUACAGAGAAAACAGAUCAGAGUUUUGAAAAUGCUUGGAAGGUUGUUCAGAAUUUUCUUAAGAACAGUAAAGAAAGUGAGAAUCUUGGAUUCAACAUUGCUGACAUGGAUUUUCGACUUGAGAAUUUUAAAGAUUUGGUUGAUGACAUGAGAAGCUGUAACAAUGGAAGUAGUCAUGAUUACUGGAGGCAGCCUGAUUUAUAUCAGGCAUCACCAGACAGCUCUGAGUAUAGCACAGGGUCAAGUAAUAUUGUUGGUGAUGUGAAUAUGAUAACAUCUGAUGAGGGAAUCAAUCAAGAUAUUUUACAAUCUUGUGAUGAAUUCAAGAAUGAUGUUGCAUUGCCAAAUUCAGAAUUCAAUUCUCCACUUCAAGUCACUCCAUUGUUUAGAUCAAUGGCUGCAGGGAUUCCAAGCCCACAGUUUUCAGAAAGUGAAAGACAUUUUCUACUAAAAACGCUUGGAAUGGAAAUGACACCUCCGAAUUCAAGCACAAGAACUUCACAGCAUCCACCCUGCAAAAGGGCUCUUCUUCAUUGUCUUUAAAAAAAAUUAAAAAAGAAAAAAAGAAAAAAAAGAAAAAGAUUUGAUCAAGAUUUGCUUUAUGCCUUGAAAGCAAGAAUGUUGAGGUACAUUGUUGAGUUUGAGGGGUAAAAAUGUCUCAUUUUUGUGUGUGUGAUUUUGGAGGGUAUCGAGUUUUAGGUGUUCGAUAUUGACCUCAUAACUAUUUGGCCUCAAAACAUGCCAAAUUCUGUACAGAAGAUAAUUUUACUUAGUCUUGGAGAGUGUAAUUACAAAUAUACCCCCCAUUUAUACGGGUAAAAGAGGGGGGAAGGUAGUAAAAGUAUAAAAGAGAGUGAAGGAGGAUCAACCACCGAAUUGGACUCCUGUUCUUUGUUUCUUUUUUUUUUUCUUUUUCUUUUUCUUUUUUUUUUAUUCUUAAAAUUUAUAUUGU